Messenger RNA from Ipomoea triloba (trilobed morning glory), 1404 nucleotides. RefSeq lists its product as uncharacterized. NCBI's taxonomy places the organism in Eukaryota, Viridiplantae, Streptophyta, Magnoliopsida, Solanales, Convolvulaceae. The record is from RefSeq and is a predicted model, not a curated record. The transcript is spliced from 10 exons. The coding region runs from base 1 to 1404 and encodes 467 amino acids.
AUGGGGAUGUACUCUCUGGCUAGCGAAUUGUCUACCUUCAAGAACCGAAGUGCAAUGAAGGUUAGAGUUAUUCAUACCUACCUGGUCAAGGAAAAGAAAGGUUCUUCUGACAUAAAGAGUCAAGAAUUGGUCUUACACGACCUAGAGGGCACUGUCAUUCAUGCAAGUAUACCAGCAAAGAUUGUUCCAAAGUUUAUCCACAGUUUUGUAGAAGGCAAAGUGUAUGGUGUCAAGAACUUUUACGUUGUUUCAAACUGGCAUACCUACAAGACUAGCAUGCACGAAUAUAUGCUGCAAUUCAAUCAUAAAACUAUUUUCAAAGAAUUGAGGUCAGAGAAUUUUCCUUGGUACAUGUACAGACUAAGGUCUUUCGAUAGUUUGAAAGGUAAUUCAGAAUUAAAUGAGAAAGAGCUCAUUGAUAUCAUUGGUCGGGUUGUUGAAGUUUAUGGACCUCAAGAAAAAAAUAUUGGUGGACAUAAUGCUAGGCUCAUAGACUUUGUGCUAGAGGAUGCCCAUGGUAAAAAGUUAACCUACACAUUUUGGGACGAACACGUUUCCAAGAUUGAGCAUUUAUAUGAAGCUCCUUCUAAGGAUCCUAUGGUGAGGUCAAAAUCUGCUCAUCUUAUGAUGGACAGUCUUAGAGACAUAGGAUAUCAAACACCGAUGAGAAGUAUAGCUUCCCUAUCAAGUUUUAGUUUUACAAACACUAUGGAUGAAUUCAGCAGUAAGUCUAUAGAACUAAUCACCAUAAAUGAGAUCUAUGACAAUGAUAAGUAUGGAGAUUUCUGGGUUGCUGCAAGGAUUUCGGGUAUUGUUAAUCCCACUGAUUGGUUUUAUAGCUCCUGUAGGAAGCCUGGAUGCAACAAAAAACUUAAAAUUUCUGAAGGAGUCAAUAAGUGUUUCAAGUGUCUUAAGAUUUGGGAAGAUGGGAUUUUAAGGUAUAAGAUUACACUGCGUGUUGUGGACAUGAAGGGUAAUGCUUCAUUUUUACUAUGGGAUAGGGAGUGCCUGGAGUUGAUAGGAAUUCCAGCAGCAGAGCUAUAUGAAAGGAGUAAUAAGACCAAUGAGCCAUUACAGCAGAUCACAUAUUUGGUAGGCAAGACUUUGCUGUUUCAGAUUACAGCAAAGAAAGAUCACACAUCCCACCGUAACACUCCAUUUCCUGUGCUCAGGAUAAACAAUGACCCACAGGUUCUGAAAGAACAUUGCAGUCAACUUCUGAAAUUGCAAGAUAAUGAAUGCAACUCUGACAUGCCUAUAAGUCUGGGUGAUGAUGAUUUUUUGGAGGGUUUUUUAAGUGAUGAAGCGGAAAGUCCCAUAGCAAUUUUGCCUCCUGUAGCUGUUGGUGAUGCAACUGAGGGACCUGUCAAGAGAUGCUUGCUAGAUCAAUUCUCAUCAACAUAG